GGAAAUAGUAACUAAAGAAGUGUUUUUUCCCUAAAUAAGUGCGUAUAGAACUUUCAAAACAAGUGAAGAGGGGGUGACAUGACUGAAAAAUAAAAUUUAACUGCAAGUGUGAUCCGGCGCAAAUUUCGUUCCGCAAGUGUCGGGUACAGCGAGAUGACCUUGAUAUAUUAACAAUUUUAUUGCUCUCGACUCUCCUCAAACAUUAUUAUGAUUUCAUCAAAAAAUAACCAUUUAUGCCUUUUUAUGAAAGAAAAUAAACCUUCCUUCUCUCAUCUCCCCAUCUGUUAAUAAAUAUUGAUUAUUUUUAGAAAAACUAAAAAAUGUAAACAAUGAGUCAUAGGGGAAAAUUUUGAAAAAAUAUUUUUCAAAAUUUUAAAAUAUUUUAUGUAAGGGAGCUUUAGAAAAUACAAAUCUAGGAAAACAGAAAUUAAUAAACUUUAAAGAUGCGAAGAUUUUUUAAUAACCAAUCAGGCAAUAAAAAAGAUGAAGAAAAACCAUUGAAAGCAAAACUCUUAAAUUAUAGAAAAAAUAAAAAACAAACAUUAUUGGCAAAGGAAACACAAAAACAAAAUUUAUUAGAACAACAAAAAACACAAAUUAAUAGAAAUGUUUCUCCAGCAAAUUUAUUUGAAAAGAAUCAACCCCCUCAACAACAACAAACAAAUCAAAAUCAACAAACCUCAACAGAAAAUGUACAAAAUAAUGAAAAUAAAAUAAAAUCAGAAUUACUUCAAUUACCAAAACCGGCGUGGAGAAAUGUUUUAGAAAAUUUUGGUUUUGAUAUUUUAGAUAAUUACCCAAUGAGAAAAUGGAGGGAAUUUUGUUCAACAAAUCCAUUAAUGUGUUGGAUAUUUACUGGAAUUACUUGGGCAAUUUGUCAAUAUUUGGCUGCUAAAGCAGAAUUUGGCUUUGUUUUCCUCGCAAUUUUUUUGUUACUUUUAAUUCUUUUAAAUCUUGGAAUACGUGAAGAAGGGGAACUAUCUGCUUAUUCAGUAUUUAAUGAAGAUUUUAUAAGAUUGGAAGGGGAAUUGACGAGUGAAGAUUUUGAAAGUGAAAUUCUAAUGAGGAGGAGAGUAACAAAAACAUUAAUAUUUUAG
Meloidogyne enterolobii is the source of this 1097-nucleotide messenger RNA. The record is from the annotation of a GenBank genome assembly. Lineage: Eukaryota; Metazoa; Nematoda; Chromadorea; Rhabditida; Meloidogynidae.